GGGCGGAUGAUUAUUCACGAUUCCUAAUUGCUUAAUUCCUAUGCCCAUGCGCCGAUUCUUGUCUUUGCUUCAUGACGCCAACGCAGCUUCCUUCACGCGCCCACAUCAUCACCUCAACGACCUCUGCGUUCUGCUCGGUCGAUACACCCCACGCUCCUUUUCUUGACCCGUGCUACAUCUACUAGCAAGAUGGCCGUCGGCGCUCUUAGCAUUCACAAGCCUCAGACUUGGAUCUCGGCUUGGUUUGUCUUCUCCUCCCUUCUGGUCAUCUGGGAUACUGGAUACAUCUUCAGUCGUCCGCACAGCUUCAAAGAUGGAUUUCUCUUUCCUAUCUGGGCGGCCUACGGAAAGUACGAAGGCGUCGAUUUGAUUUAUUCCCGAAAAGCUUGGGAGGACAAGCUUGGAUUCACAGCUGCGCAAGCUUCCCUCAAUGUGGUGGAGACCAUUCUCAACUUCACCUAUCUUGGUCUUGCGCACUUCGCGGAGCCGCGCUAUCUGGCUGUAUCGCCUCUAGUUGGCUUCACCGCUGUGGUCAUGACCUGGAGCAAGACUGCUCUCUAUUGGCUGCAGGACUAUCUGGGAGGACCAAAAGGCUGGACAUACACAGGCCACAACUCCACCUUCGAUUGGUGGAUUCUAUUUGCCCUGCCAAAUGGCUUGUGGCUCAUAUUCCCAAUCAUCAUCGCUGCUUUCUUUGGGCUUGAGAUUGCUGAAAAUCUGCGCUCCGCUGCUGGCGUUGCUGGCAAUCCGAAGGGACCCUCCGCUGGAACUCGUUCCAGAAGCAAGAGCGGCAGAAAGAGCAUCAAGAGCCAGUAAAGGGACCAAGCUGUUCGGCGGGUCCUCAUAGCCAGGAGGGGAAACCGAGCAGGUUCCCGCUACGUGAGCCGAAUGGUCAAAAGGCAGCAGAUGUGAACACGAAUUGGUACAAAGAGAUACUCGAGUUAUCCAGCGCCAGCGCUGGCGAUACCCUUCGAAUGGAAUGGCUUGGCAUAUC
Molecule: messenger RNA, 994 nt
Organism: Ceraceosorus guamensis
Lineage: Eukaryota; Fungi; Basidiomycota; Exobasidiomycetes; Ceraceosorales; Ceraceosoraceae
Exons: 6
Coding region: 190-816 (208 amino acids)
Source: RefSeq, a predicted model, not a curated record